AUGGCAGUUAUCCUGGAAUCCAACAAAAACUUACCAACUGAACAUUGUUACGGUACCCGUGCUCAAUCAAAAAUUAUGGAUCAAAAGUUGGAGAAGCUAGAGCGACUUCAAAAGGAAAUGCAAGACCAGUUGCAGGCGCAAAUGAAAGAGCAAAUAGAAAAGAUUCAGCAUGACAUGGUGCAAAAGAUGGAGGACUCUCAAAAUGAUCUAAUAAUUAAAAUGACACAAUUAUUGAAGAGAGUAGAUAAGGGGAAAGGGCAUGUGAUUAUUAAUGAAGAAGAAAACAAUGGUGAACCACUUUAUCCUCCAGGUUUCACGCCUCUGCACGCGCCCCAACAGUUCCAAGGCGAUGCUUCAAUCCCAAUGAAUUUUCAACCCCGAGCGGGUUCUAAUCCCGGUGAUAGCCCGAAUAAUAUUGCUGUCCCAGAUCUUGAUGAGGUGGUUGAAAAGGACAAGGUGAAGGAGGAAUUUCCAAAACAAUUUGAGGAGAAAUGGAAAUGGAUAGAAGAGAAGUUUAGGGCAAUAGAAAGCAUUGAAAGCUAUCAUGGGAUAGAUGCAAAAGAUCUGAGCUUGGUUCCGGACUUGGUACUCCCUUACAAAUUUAAGAUGUCGGAAUUCGAGAAAUACAACGGGACCAGUUGCCCAGGAUCCCAUAUUACUAUGUUUUGCAGAAGAAUGACGGGGUAUAUUAAUAAUGAUCCAUUAUUAAUACAUUGCUUUCAGGAAAGUCUUACGGGAGCGGCGUCAAAGUGGUACAAUCAGCUGAGCCGAGACAAAAUUGCUGCUUGGAGGGAUUUAGCACAGGCUUUCCUGAGACAAUACAAUCACGUCUCAGAAAUGAUGCUUGACAGGAUAACUCUGCAGAAUUUAGAGAAGAAAUCGAACGAAAGCUUUAGACAGUAUGCGCAGAGGUGGCGAGAGGUGGCGGUUCAGGUGCAACCACCGCUUUUGGAAAAAGAGAUGACGACGCUUUUUAUUAAUACAUUGAAAGCUCCGUUCAUCACUCACAUGUUGGGAAGCGCUUCAAAAGAUUUCUCAGAUAUAAUCAUGAAUGGUGAAAUGAUUGAGCAUGCCAUUAAAAGUGGAAAAAUAGAUGGAGGAGAGAAUAAUAGGAGGGCAGCCCCGAGGAAAAGAAAAAAUGAAGUGAAUAAUGUGAAUGCUUAUGGUAGGUCAAUUACAGUGAAUCAACCAAAGAAAGUGGUUGCCAAUCAACAGAGAUCAUCAAGACAAGAGUCGGGAGUUAGGCAAACUACUGAAAAGCCUCAAUUCACGCCAAUCCCGAUGUCAUACAAGGAGUUGUAUCAGACUUUAUUCAAUGCGCAUGUUGUUGCUCCUCGUUACUUGAGCCCUCUACAACCCCCGUAUCCAAAAUGGUAUGAUACGAACGCGCAAUGUGAUUAUCACGCGGGAAUUUCUGGGCACUCAAUAGAAAAUUGUACUGCCUUCAAGAAGGUAGUAGAAGAACUUAUCAAAUUAGGUGUUGUCAAACCCGACGACUCACCUAACACAGAAAAUCCGUUACCUAAUCACGCUGAUAAGGGGGUGAAUAUGGUGAGCGAAGGUACGAGAGAAGAAGUCAAGAUUGACAUUGCUGAAGUAAAAACUUCAUUGAAAUUGGUCUGGAAAGAGAUGGCAAAGAGAGGGUUAGUUACUUCAGAUUUUGAGAAGGGGUACGAGACCGGAAAUUAUUGUGAAUUCCACCAUAAAACGGGGCACGAAAUCCAAGAAUGUGAAGGAUUCAGGGCCUUGGUUCAAAGCAUGAUGGAUAACAAGGAGAUGAGGUUUUAUGAAGGUACGGAGGAAAGAAGGAACAUAUGCGCAACAGAGUUAGGAAUAAAGGCUCCAAAAAUAAAUCAUCCUGUGGUCAUUAUCUCACGCCCUAAGGGUAAUGAGGCUAGGGCUCAGGUAACACCGAAAAUUGUAAUCCGUAAACCAUCAAAUUUCUCUUAUAGGGAUAACAAAAUGGUGCCGUGGAAUUACGGGUGUAAUGUGACCAUUUUGGGAGGAGAGGCAGAGAGAAAUCAGGAAAUAGAAGAGGAGGCAAAGGAGUUUUUGAAGUUUCUGAAACAUAGUGAAUACAGUGUUGUGGAGCAACUGCACAAACAGCCAGCCCGUAUUUCUGUAUUAGCUUUGCUCCUAAGCUAAGAAGUACACCGGAAUGCACUUUUGAAGGUGCUAAACGAAACAUAUGUGGCUGACAAUAUUUCGGUAAACAAGCUGGAUCGGUUGAUCAACAAUAUUGGCGCUGACAAUUUUAUCUUCUUCAAUGAUGAUGAAAUACCAUCCGGAGGAAGAGGUUCGACUAAAGCCCUGCAUGUUACUGUCCGAUGCAAAGGGUACACACUCCCGGGGGCCUUGGUUGAUAAUGGAUCUGCAUUGAAUGUAUUGCCUUUGUCCACUCUUAGUCGAUUACCAAUAGAUAGUUCGCACAUGAAAGCAUGCCAGAGCAUAGUAAGGGCUUUUGAUGGAACAGAAAAGAAGGUUAUGGGGAGAAUUGAGAUGCCAUUAAGGAUUGGCCCAAUCACUUAUGAGGUGGACUUCUUGGUAAUGGAUAUUAAGCCUUCCUACAACUGUUUAUUGGGAAGACCGUGGAUACACUCAGCCGGGGCAGUACCUUCAUCAUUACAUCAGAAGGUGAAGUUGGUAUCGGAGGACCGGUUGGUAACAAUUGAUGCAGAGGAGGAUAUUAUCGCAAUGAUGACUAGUGAUGCACCUUAUGUAGACAUCAACGAUGAGGCACUGGAAUGUUCUUUUCGGUCGUUAGAAUUUGUGAAUGCGAUGUUUAUUACGAAAGGAAGCAGAAUUCCAGUACCGAAAAUAUCCAGGACCACCAAAAUGGGGUUGCGAUUGAUGGUAGGAAGAGGAGCCUCACCAGGGAAAGGAUUGGGAAAACAUCUUCAGGGAAGGAUUGAAGCACCAAUGCUGAAGGAAAAGUCUCCAGAUAUCAAUGACAUGAGUGACGCUGCUUCAAACACGGAGUCUAUUUUUGAGCAAGAAAUGUGUUUGGAGGGAUCUCACGACUUUGAAGAUAACGAAGAUUAUGGUGCGUCCCCGGACUUGUUAAGAAUGAUGGAACAAGAAGAUAAGCAGAUCCUACCUCAUAGGGAAUCAUUAGAAAUAGUGAGCCUAGAGGAUGGGAAAGAGGUGAAAAUUGGAACUGAAAUCACUGCAAAGACAAGGCAAGACCUCAUUAAUUUACUCCGAGAGUUCAAAGAUAUUUUCGCGUGGUCGUACCAAGAUAUGCCUGGGCUAAGUACUAACAUUGUGGUACAUCGUCUACCCAUAAAGGAGGAUUGUAAACCCGUUCAGCAGAAGCUCAGGAGAAUGAGACCUGACAUUGUGUUAAAAAUAAGAGAAGAAGUCAAAAGACAAUUCGACGCUGGAUUCUUACAAGAGGUCAAGUAUUCGGAUUGGGUAGCCAACAUCGUCCCUGUUCCCAAAAAAGAUGGAAAGGUACGAAUGUGUGUGGAUUAUAGGGAUUUGAACAAGGCUAGUCCGAAGGAUAAUUUUCCACUACCUCACAUUGAUACUUUGGUAGAUAACACGGCGGGCUUGUUUUCUUUCAUGGAUGGUUUCUCGGGAGACAAUCAAAUAAAGAUGCAUCCUGGAGACAUGAGGAAAACCACAUUCAUUACAUUAUGGGGAACAUUUUGUUACAAAGUAAUGCCCUUCGGAUUGAAGAAUGCGGGAGCAACGUACCAAAGAGCUAUGGUGACUUUGUUUCACGACAUGAUGCACCAAGAGAUCGAAGUCUAUGUUGAUGAUAUGAUUGCGAAGUCUAGAACGGAAGAAGAGCAUGUUCAGGUCUUGAAAAGGUUAUUUUUGAGAUUAAGGAAAUUUCAGCUCAAGCUUAACCCGGCAAAAUGCACGUUUGGAGCCAGAUCAGGGAAGUUAUUAGGCUUCAUAGUUAGCAAAAAGGGGAUCGAGGUUGACCCAGACAAAGUAAAAGCAAUACGAGAUUUACCUCCCCCGCGCACUCAGAAGGAGGUACGAGGUUUCCUAGGGAGGUUGAAUUACAUCGCCAAGUUCAUCUCACAACUGACGGAGAAAUGUGAUCCAGUGUUCCGUCUCUUAAAGAAACACAAUCCGGGUGAAUGGGAUGAAGAAUGUCAGAAGGCAUUCGAUAAGAUAAAGCAAUACUUGGCUAAUACACCAGUACUAUCGCCGCCAAGUCCAGAUAGGCCAUUGAUACUGUAUCUAACAGUGUUUGAAAAUUCUAUGGGAUGCGUAUUGGGCCAACAUGAUGAGACAGGAAAGAAAGAAAGGGCAAUAUACUAUCUCAGUAAGAAAUUUACUGAUUGCGAAAUGAGAUACUUAUCGAUUGAGAAGUUGUGUUGUGCUUUAAUCUGGGCAACCCGAAGACUAAGGCAGUAUAUGUUGUAUCAUACGACUUGGCUGAUUUCAAAGUUGGAUCCUUUGAAGUAUAUGAUGGAAUCAACUGCUUUAAACGGGAGAAUGGCUAGAUGGCAGAUUCUGCUAUCUGAGUUUGACAUAGUUUAUGUAAGUUAGAAGGUCGUAAAGGGAAGUGCGAUAGCUGAUUUCUUAGCUAGUAGAGCUUUGGAAGACUAUGAGUCUUUGGACUUUGAUUUUCCAAAUGAGGACCUGAUGUAUGUGGCGAGCACCGAAGAGAAUACUAAAAAGGAUAACGUAUGGAGGUUAAAUUUCGAUGGAGCUUCGAAUGCUACGGGUAAUGGAAUUGGGGCAGUCUUAGUAUCACCAAAUGGAGAUCAUUAUCCUGUUGCAAGCAAGUUGGAUUUUGAUUGUACAAAUAAUAUGGCAGAAUAUGAAGCAUGUAUUAUGGGCAUUCGUGCAGCCAUUGAACGAAACAUCAAAGUGCUAAGGGUAUAUGGGGAUUCCGCAUUGGUGAUAUACUAACUUAAAGGGGAAUGGGAGACUAGGGACCCUAAGUUAAUCGAUUAUAGAAAACGGGUCCUCGAAUUGGCUGAUGAGUUUGACGAUAUCACCUUCUAUUAUCUCCCACGAGAGGAAAACCAGAUGGCUGACGCAUUAGCUACUCUAGCUUCGAUGAUUCAGGUGAAUAGACUCGAGGCAAUGAGGCCUAUUCAAAUGAGUAUCUAUGAGACUCCAGCUCAUUGCUGCAAUAUUGAGGAGGAGGGAAAAGAUGAUUGUCCUUGGUAUCAGAAUAUCCUACAGUAUGUGAAGAAUCAGGAGUACCCUAAUCAAGCGACAGAAAACGACAAAAGAACUCUGAGAAGAAUAGCCAUCGAAUAUGUCCUAGAUGGGGAAAUGUUAUACAAAAGAAGGAAGGAUCAAGUACUGUUAAGAUGUGUGGAUGCCGUGGAAGCCAGGAAAAUCUUGGAGGAAGUACAUGAGGGUAUUUGUGGGAUGGACGCCAAUGGUUUUACGAUGGCUAGACAGAUCAUGAGAUUUGGGUACUAUUGGCCCACCAUGGAAGGAGAUUGCAUUGAUUAUGCCAAGAAGUUCCACAAAUGCCAAAUUUACGGAGACAAAAUACAUGCGCCUCCUUCACCUCUUCACGUCAUGACCUCUCCUUGGCCGUUUUCCAUGUGGGGUAUGGAUGUUAUUGGGCCUAUAUCACCAAAGGCUUCUAAUGGACAUCGCUUCAUCUUCGUGGUCAUUGAUUACUUUACCAAGUGGGUGGAAGCUGCUUCAUACGCAAAUGUCACGAAGUCAGCAGUCAGCAAAUUCUUGAAAAAGGAGAUUAUUUGUCGAUAUGGAAUUCCUGAGAAAAUCAUAUCCGACAAUGCGUUAAAUUUGAAUAAUAGCACAAUAGCUGAGGUUUGCAGCCAAUUUAAGAUCAAACAUCAUAACUCAUCACCGUAUCGUCCAAAAAUGAAUGGUGCAGUGGAGGCGGCCAAUAAGAAUAUAAAAAGGAUUAUGGGGAAAAUGACUGAAACUUACAAGGAUUGGCAUGAGAAAUUAUCAUUUGCUCUCCUUGCCUAUCGAACAUCUGUUAGAACUUCUACCGGGGCAACACCCUUUUCUCUGGUAUAUGGAAUGGAGGCGGUAUUACCCAUUGAAGUUGAAAUCCCUUCUCUACGGGUGCUAUCUGAACUGCAGUUGGACGAAGCCGAUUGGGUCCAAUCUCAGUACGAUCAGUUGAACUUAAUAGAAGAAAAGAGGCUAAGAGCUAUUCGCCAUGGGCAAAUGUACCAGAAACGAAUGAUGCGAGCCUAUAAUAAAAAGGUCCGCCCUAGAGAGUUUCGUGAAGGAGACUUAGUGCUAAAAAAGAUUCUCCCCAUGCAAAAAGAUUCGAGAGGAAAGUGGAUGCCAAAUUGGGAAGGUCCUUAUGUUGUAAAGAAGGCCUUUUCCGGUGGGGCUUUGAUCCUAUGUGAGAUGGAUGGUAAAAGUUUGCCAAACCCUGCAAACGCAGACUCCGUCAAGAAAUACUUCACUUGA
Molecule: messenger RNA, 6381 nt
Organism: Gossypium raimondii (Peruvian cotton)
Lineage: Eukaryota; Viridiplantae; Streptophyta; Magnoliopsida; Malvales; Malvaceae
Exons: 4
Biological process (GO): DNA integration
Molecular function (GO): RNA-DNA hybrid ribonuclease activity; nucleic acid binding
Source: RefSeq, a predicted model, not a curated record